Molecule: messenger RNA, 549 nt
Organism: Adineta steineri
Lineage: Eukaryota; Metazoa; Rotifera; Eurotatoria; Adinetida; Adinetidae
Source: the annotation of a GenBank genome assembly
AUGGGUAACCAACAAGCUAAUGUUGCAGCAUACAAUACAUGGGAUCUCAAUGCUUAUUCACAAAUGACUGGUCUCUCACCAGCUCAAAUUCAACAACUUGAAAUUGCUUUUAAUCAACGAACAGCUGCAACUGGUGGUCGAAUGACCAUUAAUGAAUUCAAAACUGUCUAUGCAAGUAUCGCCGGUUUAACAUGGAAUUUUAAUGCUGAUGCUGAACGAAUCUUUCUCAUGUUUGAUACUGAUGGUAAUGGUGUUCUCACAUUCAAUGAAUUCCUUAUGGCUUAUCUUAUGUUACAACGUGGUGCCAAUCCAGUUCAACGAUGGGAAUAUCUUGUUAAUUAUUAUCCAGUUAGUCGACCAGGUUAUCUUUCAGCUGUUGAAGCUGAAAUGUUAUAUAACAACAUGCAACGAUUCUACGGCUUUCCAGCUCAACAAACUUAUUACACUACAGCUUGGUCUCAAUUAGGUGGUGCUACAAGUGGUUAUGUUCCAGCACAACAAUUUGUUCAAGCUCUUGUACCAUUAAUUCCACAAAAUUACAUUUGGUAA